Messenger RNA from Hypomesus transpacificus, 6774 nucleotides. RefSeq names its product synaptopodin-2. NCBI's taxonomy places the organism in Eukaryota, Metazoa, Chordata, Actinopteri, Osmeriformes, Osmeridae. The coding region runs from base 99 to 5303 and encodes 1734 amino acids. Gene Ontology annotation, cellular component: Z disc; actin cytoskeleton; nucleus. The transcript is spliced from 4 exons. Gene Ontology annotation, biological process: positive regulation of actin filament bundle assembly. The record is from RefSeq and is a predicted model, not a curated record. Gene Ontology annotation, molecular function: actin binding.
UACUGCACUGUGCUGCUUUUGGUUUUCUAGUUGGUCCAACUCCGGACAACUUGAUGAGAGCUGUUUUGGUGAGAGCUCGCUGAGGAGCUGCGUUUGGCAUGGGCACUGGGGACUACAUCUGUAUUACCGUGCGCGGUGGGGCUCCCUGGGGCUUCAGUUUACGGGACGGAGAUGGGGGUAGCUACCGAUACCUGCAGGUCUUUCAGGUAGAAGAGGGGGGGCGAGCAUGCCUGGCGGGCGUGAGUGAAGGGGAUGAGGUGGUGUCGCUAAAUGGAGAGCCCUGCGCUGACCUCACACUCCCAGAAGCCACUGCUCUUCUCAACGCCUCCACUGACUGUCUGCAGCUCCUGGUCAAAAGAUGCUGCUCCCCCACCAACCAAGAGUUACAGUCAGGGGAGACGUAUUUCAGAGAGACGGACCCCUCCAGGGACACGUCAGAAAGCACCACCCUCCACAUCCUGUCACCUGGACGGGUCCACACCCCCAGGGAGCUCUACGUAACUGAGACCCAGGAUGAGGCCUACCAUGGAGGGGCAGAGAGUGACACAGAGCUCACAGAGGGGACCCCGCGGGUCCGCACCCAGCUAUGCCUGCCUUCCUUGGGGGAGAGAAGCAGGUUAGAGUCCCUGGAGAGCAAGGGACAACCAGCCUCCUUGGGGGGCUUCUCUCCAGGGGAAAUGGUGGAGCUCCAGUUGUCCCUUUCCGAGCAAAGCCUGGACGACCCGGUCUGUUCCUCGCUGGGGAGCGCUCGCGGCGUGGAAGGGGCCAUUCAGACCAGAGAGUCCGAGGCCCUCCACACCGCAACCCACUCUCUCUACAUCCCCUGCCCAGCCAGGGAGCCCCUUGCUCAGCAUGGGGUGGUACUCAGCCACCCCGCCCUGCUGGGCCAGGUGGAGGUCAUCCUGCAACACCCAGCGCCCGGUACGGGCUGCCCGGCAAAGCGGGUGGGAGCGGGUGACCUGGGGGCCGGGGGAAGUGUGGGAUCUGGGGGGGAAGGGGAGGAAGGAGGAGGGCACAGCGAGGAAGCUCCCGCCUCCUUCUGCGUCUCCUUCGGAAUUCCAUCAGAGGGGGGAGCACCGGCAGAGGAGUGGGACUCGGAUUCGGAGCUCAGCAAACCCAGCAAGCACCGGGCCAAGCACGCUCGGUUCAGGCGCAGUGAGAGCCUGUCUGACAAGCAGGUAAAGGAAGCCAAGUCUAAAUGUAAGCGCAUUGCUCUUCUUCUGAAUGCUGCCGCGCCCAACCCCAACAACAAGGGGGUGUUGAUGUUCAAAAGGCAUCGGCAGAGGGCCAAGAAAUACACGCUGGUCAGUUACGGCACCGGAGAGAGCGAGCCCGAGUACGACGACGACGACGACGAAGAGGACACCCGCACUGUCGCGUUUACCCUCGUGGCCACCAGCGAGUCCGAACUAGACGAGGACUUCUUCACUGAUGCCCAGAGCGGCGGGAGGGUGCUGACCUUUGACUGGGACAGGGGACUGCUCGACAUAGAGCGUAAGCUCAACGACCCGGAGGAGAUGGAACGUCUGCCCGAGACCAAGGGGAAGGGCGCCGCGAUGUUUGCCCAGCGCCGCGUCAGGAUGGACGAGAUAACCGCCGAGCACGAGGAGAUGAGACGCCAGGGCAUGCCUGUGGAGGGCGUCCAGGUGCAGAAGCAGGCCUCCUACCAGCAGAUGGAGGAACGGUCCUACAUGCAGUCCAACACGGAAAGCCAGGCUUACAUGGACGUGAACAUGCACCAGCAAAGCCAGCAGCAGUACCAGCAGUACUACGAGCAGCAGCAACAGUACCAGCAGCAGCAACAGUACCAGCAGCAGCAACAGUACCAGCAGCAGCAGCAGCAGCAGCAGCAGUACGAACAGCAGCAACAGCAGUACGAACAGCAGCAGCAGUACGAACAGCAGCAACUGCAGUACGAACAGCAGCAGCAACAAUAUCAGCAGACGCACCUGUACCAACAGCAGCUGGAGUGCCAUCAGCAGCAGCAGCAGCAGCACCAAAUGCAGCAGUACUCGGCCACCACGAACGGUGUGGGCCACCAGCAGGCCAACAACGCGUUGAACUCCCUCAGCAAUCGCACUGCCAAACCCUUCUCGGCCCAAAAUGUGGCACCUAUUCAGUAUUCCCCCACGAUGACAAACCAAGAGGGCCAGGGAGAGCAGAUUGCUUCGCGUGACGAGCGCAUUUCAGUGCCAGCCAUUAAGACUGGGAUCCUGCAGGAACCAAGGCGGAGGAAUACAGUCAAGCCAAUGUUUUCGUUCAAAGACGCUCCCAAGAUGUCCCCUAACCCUGAGCUCUUGAACCUCCUGAACAGGAGUGAUAAGAAGUUAGGUUUCGAGUCAGGCCCUGAGGAGGACUACCUUAGUUUGGGAGCAGAGGCAUGCAACUUCCUCCAGUCCCCAAGAGUCAAACACAAGACUCCUCCGCCAGUGGCUCCCAAACCAGUUAUUAACCCCAAUUCACCACCUUGGUCUCCACAGCUCGAAGAAGCCAACCAGCACUUUUCUCAAAGUGCUGAAAAUACCAUGCCCGCACCGGUUGAAGGCUUCAUCGCAGAUCCUGCUCCUGCCUCGGAUCUCAAACCAGUUAUAGAACCUGCCCCAGAGUCUUCCUCCCCUCCGGCCCCACAGGAGGUUCCUCCUGAUCUCCCUUCCCAGGAAGAACACACAGAAAGUCCCCCUGAACCUCAGGACCAGCAGCAGCCCCAGCAGGUAUCAACAUGGGAAGGAAACGGCCCCACUUUCCAGGCUCAGCAUCUUUCCCAGCCCGAGCCUCCUCAAGGGAGUUCCUGGGCUCCGGCCCAAACACAGCUUGUACAGAAUCAGCCACCUGAGACUUCAUGGAAGCCUGUUGAAGUGAAGCCUCAGGUCUCAGCUCCAAGUCAGUCCUUGUCACAGCUCCCCUGGGUGACACCGCAACCUCUGCAGCCACAAUCUCAGCCUCAGUCAACCAUGAAUGCUUGGACACCAGCCCCAGUACCUCCAGCUCCAACAACUGUAGCACAGCAACAAGUUCAGCAAUCUUGGGCCCAACCUCAAGAGCAACCAAAGCCCUUGCCACAGCAACCAUGGGCCCAGCCACAAGAACAAGCACAGCCCCAACCCCAGCCCCCAUGGGCCCAGCCACAAGAACAAGCACAGCCCCAAUCCCAACCACCCUGGGCUCAGCCACAAGAACAAGCACAGCCCCAGCCCCAACCACCCUGGGCCCAGCCACAAGAACAAGCACAGCCCCAGCCCCAACCACCCUGGGCCCAGCCACAAGAACAAGCACAGCCCCAGCCCCAACCACCCUGGGCCCAGCCACAAGAACAAGCACAGCCCCAGCCCCAACCACCCUGGGCCCAGCCACAAGAACAAGCACAGCCCCAGCCCCAACCACCAUGGGCCCAGCCACAAGAACAAGCACAGCCCCAGCCCCAACCACCAUGGGCCCAGCCACAAGAACAAGCACAGCCCCAGCCCCAACCACCCUGGGCCCAGCCACAAGAACAAGCACAGCCUCAGCCCCAACCACCCUGGGCCCAGCCACAAGAACAAGCACAGCCACAGCCCCAGCCCCAACCACCAUGGGCCCAGCCACAAGAACAAGCACAGCCCCAACCACCUUGGGUUCAGCAACCUCAAACAGAACCCCAGCCACAACCCCCCUGGGCUCAGCCACCACAAAACCAGGCUCCACCACAAGCCUGGAACCAGGCCCAGGCCCAGCCCCAACCCCAGCCACCUUGGGUGUCAUCUCCUCAGACUCAAAUGAAUGCCUGGACACAGCCACAGAACCCGGCCCAACCACAGCCUCCUUGGGUUCAACCAGCCCAAAUCCAACCUCCAACUCAGCAUUCCCCAAUGAAUGCAUGGGCUCCAGCACCAGCCCAGGCCCAGCCACAGCCACCCUGGGUUCAGCAACCACCAGAAAAACCACAAGCCGCAGUUAAUGCCUGGGCCCCCAAUCAGAAUCAAGCCCAGCCUCAGCCAUCUUGGUCUCAACCAACUCAAACUCAGUCCCCACCACAGCCCAUCUGGCAACAGGCUCCUCAACAGCCACCUAUGAAUGCAUGGGGCCCUGCUCAGGCACAACCUCAGACAGCCGGCUGGACCCCACAACCCCAACAACCACCAAUAAAUACCCAGGUGCCAAUGGUUAACCACAGAGUUGCUCAACCAUCUCCCAAACCAUGGAGUUCGCCACAGAGCGCUCCACGUCAAAUUACCCCUCCCACACUACAAACACACACGGAAAGGUCGUCUUCGCCCAUCAACCCAAUGGCCAGCGUCUUAACACCGAUAAGAGGAGGCUCGUCUUUCGAGAUGCCAGCCGUCAAGGGAAAAGGAGCCGAGUUGUUCGCCAAGAGGCAGUCUCGUAUGGAGAAGUUUGUCGUGGACAGUGAGACGGUGCAAGCAAACAAGGCAAGGCCAGCUUCUCCAGCUUCAUCCACACCAAGUUCAUGGAAAUACUCCCCCAAUAUCCGAGCACCUCCUCCAUUGUCCUACAACCCCAUCCAGUCACCUUCGUAUCCACCAGGCGCAAUCAAGCAACCACCUCCAGCAAGCCCCUCAGCCAAAGCGAAGAAGGGAAAGGGGAAGGAUAAACCUGCCCCCAAACCUCUUGCUGUAAUAGAUGUCAUGAAGCACAAGCCCUAUCAGCUUGAUUCCUCUCUGUUUACCUAUGGUCCGGCAGUGGAGGCCAAGCCCCCUGUGCCCAAACCCCCCCCUGCUCCUGCUCCUCCAGUCCAAAACCAACCAAUCAGAUAUGAGCAAGCUGUCCCUGUCCAGCCGGCUGGACCAAUAAACGCCCCUUAUCCCCAGCAGCCCCAGCCCCCUCAGCAGCCCUAUGGCAUGACCCCUCAACCUCCCAUGCUAGGUGGCCAGUUCCACCAAGCCCUUCCUAAUGCCUACCCACCAGUUUCUAAUAAUCCCUAUCAGCAAGCAGUCGGUAACCCAUACCAGCAGGCCUAUAACCCCCAUUAUCAGCAAGGUCCUCCGGCCGCUUUCCAAGCCCAAGGUCCAAACUCGCCCUACCAGCAGCUCCCACAAGCUCCAUGCCAACCUACCCAUAGCCCCCCCUACCAACCUCCCCAAAACCCUCCCUACCAAUCUGCUAAUAGCCCCACUUACCAGGUACCUCCCACAGCACCCUAUAAGGGACCUCCUCCCAGCACCUAUGUGGUUCCUAGUUUCCCCGUAGCUGCAAGGCCUGAUUCUGUCUCAGGGAGCAGUACUGCAGCGGCUCCAAAACCCAGAUUCACGGCUAAAAAAUGCUCCGCCCAAGUGUGGAAGCCUGGAGCGCCAGUCCAGACAGAAUGAUUUGGACACAGUAUCACUGAGUGCCUUCUCUCUGCUUGAAACAACAUGAAUCGAGAUGUUUGUAAAACAAGAUGUGCACUAUUUAUUUUUUGAACUUCGCCUUUCGAAAUCUCGCAAAAUGUUAUAUUGUAUACAUAUUAAAUUUAUGAAAUCAUAAAAAGAUAAAUCGAGUAUAGGAAUUGAAAAUCCAAGUUCUAUAAAAAAUGUUCAUCUGCUUUGCACUUACUCUUGAUACCAUCAAGGCAUAAUCAACUGUACGUUAUUAAAAUAUAAUCAUUAUAACAAUAAUAAUUAUUAUAUAUAUAAUCUAUAUACUUUUUAAAUACCAGUUAAAUCUGAGCCAAAAUAUCAAACAAUAUUUUUGUUCAACUCUGAACUCUAAAAUUACUAAUAAUGUCAUGGACUUGUACAUCAGUGUGCAUCAGUGAAAGAACAUCAGAACGUGGGGCAGAGAAAAGCCAGGUAGAAAUUAAAGCAAGGAAGAGAAAGUGAAUAUAUGUGAUAAGAAGAGAUUAAAAGGUAACACUAAUAUGUCAGAUCUUGAAUAUUAGUGUGCAACAAGGAAAGAGAAAAGACAACAUUUAAAAAAGAUUAGCAGUUUGUAUGAUUGCUAGAGGAAUUCAGUUGAUAAACUGUACAUUAAAGGGCAGGUUUUACAACUCUGCCGGUCAAUAUUAUUUUAAUAUUUAUGUUUUGAUAUAUUUAUGUUUUUAUGUAUAUUGAAAUUUGAUGGAAAUUGCCAAUAAUGGCAGAUGAUACACUGAUAAAUAUUGAGGAAUCAUGAAUCACAUCCUUAUGAUAUUUAGACAUUACAGCAUACAUAAAUAUGUGUAAUGUAUUUUUUUUAUGUAAGUGCACAUAAUGAGUAUAUGUUUUGCUAGGGUCCUAUAUCUUGGAGAUGGGAAUGUACUUGGACACAUGUCAUCUUUUAGACUGUAGAUCCUGUCCCAUUUCCGUCAGUGUCUUCCAAUGACCCUACUUGAAUGGUUUGGUUUAUUUUAAAACUUUUUACCAGCUGUUGCAUCAUGUUCAGUCCCUAAAUAUAACCCUUCCCAUGUCCCAGAUUGUGUUAGGGUUAGGGUAAGAGAGCGCUAAAGUAGUGAAGGUGUCCACGAUAGGCUUGUACUGCCUGCUGUAUGUUCCUGCUCACUUGCAAUGGCCAAUUUCUCUUUUCUCUGAAUAAUCCUUUUGCUCACGUUUCUGGUUUCAUCUCCACAUCUCUAUCUUUAGGUUUCUUUCAUUCUGCUUAAAUUUUUACGUGUUGCAAAAAUCAGUUUCAAACAACAAUAUUCGGUACUACGAUUCAGUGCAGUUAAUGAAGAGGAAUCGGCUGUUCUGUUUAGGUGUAUAGUUAUUGGUGUGCUUUCCUUCUCAUGUGACCUUUUUUCAUUUUCUUUUGGGUGUUUUCUCUUCCUAGUGCACUUUCUGUAUGUUUCACCUCAGUGCCAUUAAAAUGUAUUUUAUCUCUCGC